This is a messenger RNA of Klebsormidium nitens, 2621 nucleotides long. The record is from the annotation of a GenBank genome assembly. NCBI's taxonomy places the organism in Eukaryota, Viridiplantae, Streptophyta, Klebsormidiophyceae, Klebsormidiales, Klebsormidiaceae.
CUGGGUCGAACGGAAAUAUUACCGUACGCACUCGGAAUCAGAAGUUGAACUUGAAGCUGCAUGGCGUCGCCUUGCCAAGGAAGCUGAGCAUGGGAGGAGCUGGCAAGAAAGACGGAAGGAGCUGUCAGAUGACACUAUUAAACAGACUAGGUAGGAGCAGUUGCUGGCAGCAGGAGAGCGCUUCUUCGUCCUCAGAAGGUACUCGCACCUCAUAGAGACCACUCAGGCGCCAGCACUAGGAGAAAGGCUGUCUGAUGCUUGCAAAGCAGCAGGCCUGUGGUGGCCAGGAUUCGAGCGGAGACUUGCUCGUUGGCCCCGUCGAGCAGCGGGCUUGCGGAGACGCACUUCUUUGGGGUGGAUGCAUCAUGGCCGCCAGUGAUGAGCGGGUCGGCAGGUUGCGAGGGGGGGCGCCCGAGGCCAACUCUAGUGGGCAAGACGACCCCCCUGACAAGGAGUCCCUCUCCCAGAAUGCAGAGGGCGGGGGAGAGAAGGAGGGGAGUGGAGGCGCUGAAUCGGCGGACCCCAUGGAGCAGGAUGCUAACGAGAGAGGGGAGGAAGAAGCAAAGGGGGAAGGGGCGAAGGGUGAGGAGGCGCCUGGGGAUGCAAAGGACAAGGCGGAGGUGCAGAAAAAGUGGAACGUGGAGUGUAAUGGGAUGCAAGCAGAAAUGCUGUUGGUGCACAACCGGUGCGUUUUCCGGUGCCACUGCGCAACAUGCGGCGCGCUGCCACCUGGCGAGCGGCCCGAGAUGAGCCCCAACGAGUUUGAGCUGCACGCGGGCAGCCGCAGCAAGAAGUGGCGCACGAGCAUCCGCGCAAUCAUGCCCGAGGCGCAGGGCGGGGCGCGCAUCCCGCUGGGGAAGAUAUUGGAGGACAACGGCCUCGGGCGCCGGCAGAGCAACUUUGAGGAGGGCGCGCUUGGCAAGGGGGACACGCUUACUGGCGAUCAGGCUCGCUCAGGCAGCAAAGUGCGUGCAAAGCAAAAGAGGACUCCGCCCCCCCCUGGUCGGCCGCCCCCCGACGAGCCCCCCAGCGUGCGCCCCAUGACCUCCUUCCCUGACCCGUACCGGCCGCCUGCAAACCCGUCUCCAGAACCCCCCCGCCUGUUUGGCAGGACCAUCUUUGACCAAUCCACCCCCAAUGGGGGGGCGGUAGCGCGGCCACUAGACCCCCCGCGCAACCCCCCCGGAGAUGUUGGGCGUACCGUGAGCAGCGGGCGGGUUGCGGUGGAUGUAGAACUGGUAAACCUAGGGCGUCUGGUUUCGCGGGCGGGUUGGUGGGAUGAGCGGAGCAUCUAUCCGGGGGGUUACCGCAGCGCCGUCAGCUUUUACAGCACGCGCGAUGUGACGCGAAAGUGCCUCUUCUUCCAGGAGAUUAUGGAGCACUGGGACGCAACUGUGCAGCCCCUCCCCGUUUUCAAGGUCAUUGCGGAGGACCGCCCGCAGACGCCGUUCGUGGGCGCCAGCCCCGACGAGUGCUGGGCGGAGAUCCAGGCGCUCGUAAACAACGGCCUCCGCCAGUUACGCCAGGACCACGUCUUCCCGGCGGCAGUCCACAAAGCGCUCCCCCUUGCGGUCGCCGAUGUCUCGGGUGUCGACAUGUUUGGCCUGACAGACCCGGCCAUCAUUCGCCUGGUGGAGGCGCUAGACCCCCAUCACACGUGCCGCGAGUAUUGGCUCCGCCGGCAGGGGUUGAACGAGGUCACCAGCCGGCCCGGGGGGGAUGCGGGGGCGGCUGUGGGGCUCGGUAGAGACGAGCGGCUAUUGCGGAGCUUGUUUGACAAGGGGAGCAUGGAGGAGCUCCAGGCGCUGGCGCGGGUGUUUACCACGCUGGGGGGGACGGGGGGCUUGGAGCGUGUCUACCGGGCCGCGCUAGACGUCCUAGAACGACGGAUAAGCUAGACAGGCGCGCUGUACACUUGCUCAGUGAGACAGGAGGAGUGGGCCCCGUGGGCACUGGCUCCAAGGCGUUCAGAAGAUAGGGACGAAAGCACCCGCUCCUUGGUGUGCUAGGUGGCUUUGUCGGGUUAGCUCGCGCUUUCGUCUAGACCCAAUGCUUAAGUAGUGGUUGGGGAUGUGGGGAGCCUCAGUUUCUGCUCCCAGUCUCCUAUUGCUCGCCGCGGCGCAACGGCACCAAACCCCCACCCACGUUUGUGAGUCCGGUUGACAAAACGCGAGGAGGACUACCGGUGCCCAUUUCUCCACCUUUGAAGAAGGCAGCUCAAAAGAAGCGAAGAGAUCAGGUAUAGGUCAUAGAAUGAGGCGUUAUUCUGCAUUGGGGGUUGCUUUGAUUACUCCUAGGCGCAAACCCUUGCAUACUGUGUUUAGCCUGUAGACACACGCUCGAGUGCAUACUUUCAAGACUAUGUCCAGCUUACUUCAGCGGUUAAGGCAUGUUCCUUCCACAGGAUCUUCCCGGUUUGUUUUACGACUGGCAGUGCGCGACUGGAGUGGAUGCAUGCUAACGAGGUUUACCAAGAUUUUGUUCGUGGGUCGACCAUGUAGACAUCGGUCCGAAGUUUAGCGUUUGCACAAAACUCAAUGUUAAGUGCGUUAUAAGCUGCUUAAUAAGAGCUAAGGUUGCGUGUUGUCGAAUCAGCCGGAAACACGCCUAUGUAAAUCGAG